UCUCCUAUACGCUGGUCCACUCCCACAAGGGGCGGCACUGCAGGACGUGGGCGGUGACAUGAUAAUGGCACACACUAAUGGCACCAUCUUGGAGGACUUGGCACUCAAUGCUGAGGUCACGGGAAUACCCAACCAUACAGACUACCCCGUGCCCUAUAGUGCCCUGGUGGACGGAACUCUAGGCACACGGACCUCUAAAUACGACUGUCCCACUACAGAGGCCAGUAAGGAUCCCCACAUCACCAUAAACCUGAGACAAGAGAAGACUAUCACCCUCAUUGUCGUCACUGCUUCCAUCAGUCACCGUGCGCCGAACUUCAAGAGCUUAGAGAUAUAUGUGGGCAACACAGGUAACUACGCACAGGACUCCUUAAUUACCACGACCAACACAGUACAGUCAUAUCCUAUUUCUCCUACAGUUCCCAAAGGAUCCCAGAGUCCUAUCUUGUUGGGGCUGGCGGCUACAGGACAGUACAUAACCUUCCACAAGACUUACUCAUCAGGAGGCAGCAUCGCCCUGUGUCACGUCCAGGUGUACGGAGAGUAG
Messenger RNA from Homarus americanus (American lobster), 547 nucleotides. RefSeq lists its product as uncharacterized. The record is from RefSeq and is a predicted model, not a curated record. The transcript has 4 exons. Bases 59 to 547 code for a protein of 162 amino acids. NCBI's taxonomy places the organism in Eukaryota, Metazoa, Arthropoda, Malacostraca, Decapoda, Nephropidae.